Molecule: messenger RNA, 1192 nt
Organism: Silurus meridionalis
Lineage: Eukaryota; Metazoa; Chordata; Actinopteri; Siluriformes; Siluridae
Product: intelectin-like
Exons: 11
Coding region: 16-1125 (369 amino acids)
Molecular function (GO): oligosaccharide binding
Source: RefSeq, a predicted model, not a curated record
AGGCAGGUGGUCAUAAUGUUAUUUCUGAUUGGUUCAGAGGUGGAUAAUAAAGCAGCUGUGCAGAACCACAGGGUCACAGUAGAUACAACACCAAUAAUAGCUAUAAGAACCCUGCUGAAGUCCACCUCAGUACCCGACAAUUCACUGCUCUACCAACUUCUUGUGUGUAGAAUCACUGAAGAUCUGAGAACCUCAGGACCAACAACUUCUGAGAUGAUGAACUGGAUCGUUCUGCUUGCGACGUUUGCAUCCAUCGACCUCUCUGUGUCUCUUAAAGAACUGGAAUAUUCCACUCCGAGGAGCUGCAAAGAGCUGAAACAAAGAUUUGGUUUCAGUACAGAUGGUCUUUAUUACCUGAGCACGGCGAGCGGUGUGGUGUAUCAGACGUACUGUGACAUGACGACUGCAGGAGGAGGAUGGACUCUGGUGGCCAGCGUUCAUGAGAACAACAUGUACGGGAAAUGCACCACCGGUGAUCGCUGGUCCAGUCAGCAGGGUGGAAGUCCAAAUGUACCUGAGGGAGACGGAUCGUGGAGUAACACCGUCACAUUCGGCACUGCAGAAGCUGCAACCAGCGACGACUUCAAGAAUCCUGGGUAUUAUGACAUCACAGCGGAGGACGUGGCGGUGUGGCACGUUCCCAAUAACGAGAGAGUGGAUCAGUGGAAAGUGAAAUCAUUCCUGCGCUACCACACAGAGACCAAAUUCCUCAAUAGCUACAGUGGAAACCUCUACAAUCUCUUCAAGAUAUUUCCAGUGAAAUUUGGAGUAGGAAGCUGCCCUGCUAACCACGGCCCCUCUGUUCCUGUAGUGUACGAUGUGGGAAACACCAUUUCCAACCAUAACCUUUACGGACCCAACAUCAGAGUGCAAACUCAACCCGGAUUCAUCACAUUCCGAGCCAUGAACACGGAGGGGGCGGCGCUGGCGAUCUGCUCAGGAGUGAAACCUACAGGCUGCAACAAUGAACACUGCUGUAUUGGAGGAGGUGGUUAUUUUCCUGAAGCGUCUCCGAGACAGUGUGGAGAUUUCACAGGAUUUGACUGGGACGGUUACGGCGCUGGAGUUGGAUGGAGCGCCAGUAAGCAGGUGACCGAGGCGGCGGUGCUCAUCUUCUACCGCUGAUGGAGAACAUUCCAGAGAAUGUGUUGGAGCGUAAUCUGUAAUCAUAAAAAUUAUAAUCUUAAAUUUA